AUGGCUGUGCAUUCCGCCAAAGUCUUGGCUGCACUCUUGGCAGCUGCUUGCCUCCAGUGGUCCGUGGCUGAGCCAGACCAUGAGGGCAACUGCGCUAUGCAAGUCGGCAUCCGACGGAAGUCCGGCGGCGACUUUGGUGACGAUGACACGCCGGCAAAAGUGGCGGAUUCUCCAAAGGCACCCGCUACCGAGGCGACUGCGGAGGAACCUGCAGCGGAGGAACCCAUGGCUGAGGAAACUGCCCCAGAGGAACCCGCAGCAGAGGAACCCGCAGCAAAGGAACCCGCAGCAGAGGAAUCGGCUGUGGAGGAACCUGCUGUGGAGGAGCCCGUCGCAGAGAUUCCCGACGUAGAGGAAACCCCCGCCACCAUCGAACCUGCAGACCCGUCAGAGAUGGAGGAGCCUGCAGUGGAGGAGGCAUCCGAUGCGGGCAUCUAUUCCGACGCCGCCGGUGCAAGUGGAGCCAAGAAGCAUCCAGCCACGAAGGGCCAUGGAAAGUGGGCGCAGGCCCACAAGAAGGAAGCCACCAAUGGAAAGGCGUCUGCUGGAAAGUCCGUCGGAGGAAAGAAGGCAGGCAAGUGGGCCGGCAAGUCCAACCAUGCAAAGGCAGCAAAAGCCAACGCAGCCGACUCUGACUUUGUAGAGGUGAUGAUUGACAGGUUUUUGAACAAGAAGGUCCCACCCAAGAACGAGGAUGUGUCGGAACAUGCCCCCUUGGUCUUCAUGCACCAACACCGCGCCGGCGGCACCACUAUGCGAAAGUUGCUCUACAACCAGUCCGUGAACAUGAAGCUGUCGCCGCACAUCAUGUGCUCCGGUGGUGUUUCCUGCAGGGAGUUUAAGAACAACGACGCUAAAGCCGCAGUCUACGGAGGCCAGUUCUGCUGGCGAGAGCUCAUGGACAGCUUGCCGGAGAAGAAGGUUUCUUGCUUGACCAACUUCCGCGAACCUGUGGCACGCAUCCAGUCCUGCUACCACAACCGGCUUGUUCACACGAAGAAGAUUGCUCCAGCAUGCAUGGGCAAGUUGGAGCCGAGCAAGUUGAAGUCACUGCUGCAGAACUACGGUUGUGUGAACGAGCUCCUCGGCCAGUGCCAGUCAGGAAGCCACGAUAUAGCUGCCAUCGUCAUCGUCAUCAUCAUCACCAUGCCACUGUCAAUCCUGCGACAACAACAACAACAACUGCUACUUCUACUUAUUCUACUUGCUACUACUACUACUACUACUACUACUCCUGCUGCUGCUGCUACUACUACUACCACCACCACCACUACUACGACUACGACUACGACUACGACUACGACUACGACUACGACUACGACUACGACUACUACUACUACUACUACUACCACCACUACCACUACCACUACGACAACUACGACUACGCCUACGACUACUACUACUUCUACUACUACUACUACUACUAUUACGACUACUACUACAACGAGGACUACCACUACCACUACCACUACCACUACGACGACUACGACUACGACGACGACGACGACGACUACUACUACUACUGCUACUACUGCUGCUACUACUACUACUACUACUACCUAUACUACUAGCCACCCCCGCCUACCAACUACACCUGCUCCAUCCGGGAUGGGCAGUGGCGGCUUCUAUGCUCCCUCACUGCGAAAGCUGCAGAAGAUGCGGGGGCUCAGGCUCCCUAUCUGUGACUUGCAGAGGGCGAAGUUGCAGAGGCUCAGGCCCCAAAACUGCGACAGCAGUUGGAAUUGCAAACUCGAGGGGUAG
Symbiodinium necroappetens is the source of this 1761-nucleotide messenger RNA. The record is from the annotation of a GenBank genome assembly. NCBI's taxonomy places the organism in Eukaryota, Dinophyceae, Suessiales, Symbiodiniaceae.